AUGCUGUGGACGCUCAGUAGACUACACUCCAGCACCGACAUUGACUUUCACGGGCACUGGGAGCCCAAAGAGGCACAUGGCGCCCUCCGUGGCAGUGUCUCCUUCACUGCGGUGCUCUGGACCGAACCCGCGGGAUCUCUGAGAUGGGGUCGAGGAUUUGGUCUUUUGGGUUCCAUUUUUGGAACGGAUGGUGUAUUAAACCAGCCAAACAGUGUCUUUGGACUUAUAUUUUAUAUACUGCAGUUAUUACUUGGCCUGACAGCGAGCGCGGUGGCAGCGCUGAUCCUCAUGACGUCGUCCAUCGUGUCUGUCGUGGGGUCUCUGUACCUGGCGUACAUUCUGUACUUUGUGCUCAAGGAGUUCUGCCUCAUCUGCGUCAUCACGUACGUGCUGAACUUCACUCUCCUCAUUGUCAACUACAAACGACUAGUUUACUUGAAUGAGGCCUGGAAGCGGCAGCUGCAGCCCAAGCAGGACUGA
This is a messenger RNA of Orycteropus afer afer, 480 nucleotides long. RefSeq names its product vitamin K epoxide reductase complex subunit 1 like 1 (gene VKORC1L1). Gene Ontology annotation, molecular function: vitamin-K-epoxide reductase (warfarin-sensitive) activity. NCBI's taxonomy places the organism in Eukaryota, Metazoa, Chordata, Mammalia, Tubulidentata, Orycteropodidae. The transcript is spliced from 3 exons. The record is from RefSeq and is a predicted model, not a curated record. Bases 1 to 480 code for a protein of 159 amino acids. Gene Ontology annotation, biological process: peptidyl-glutamic acid carboxylation; vitamin K metabolic process.